AUGACUGUAAUGGCUAAAUUGAUUCAGUUUUUAUCGUUUCUCGUUUGGUUAAUUCGUUGUUUCUUGUAUCCAUGGGUUCAUCUUGGCUUUCGUUUAAUAUACGGAAAUCAAAAGUUCCGUUUACCACCGAUCACGAAUCAACUGUUACUUCAACCAGCAACCGUAAUUGCGAAACGUAUCAGAACAAGAGAGAUAACGGCUUAUAAUGUUGUUCAUGCUUAUAUCGAUCGAAUUCGUGCUAUUCAACCGUAUUUAAAUGUUUAUGUCGACGAACGGUUUUCUCAGGCGAUAGCUGAAGCACAAGAGAUUGAUCGUGUUUUAGAUUCAGUUUCACGAGGUCAACGGUCUUUACCCGAUGGAUGGACAGAAGAACGUGCACCAUUCCUUGGUGUUCCGUUCGCUAUUAAAGAAUCAAUGGAGUUUGUCGGAUUUCACAAUUCGACAGGAAUUGCUGCACGAAAAGAUUACAUAUGUACUCGUACAGCAACGUCGGUCGAGAAUAUGCUGAAAGCUGGUGGUAUACUUCUUUGCAAUACGAAUGUCAGUGAAGGAUGUAUGUGGUUUGAAUCACGAAAUUCUCUCUAUGGCACUACGAACAAUCCAUACGAUUUAACAAGGAUUGUAGGUGGAAGCUCAGGUGGUGCGGGUUGUAUAGUGUCAGCAGCUGGUGUUCCAUUUGCUAUUGGAGCAGAUAUUGGUGGAAGUAUUCGAUUACCUUCGUUUAUGAAUGGAAUAUUUGGUCAUAAAACUACACCUGAUAUCGUUCCAAAUGAUGGGCAAUAUCCACCACAUAAAGACUUUCAUCAGAAGUAUUUAUUAUCCACCGGACCCAUGUGCCGAUAUGCAUGUGAUUUGCAGCCAAUGCUGAAAGUCCUGGCUGGUUCACAAAAUAUCGAAAGAUUAUUGCACAUUGAUGUUCCCGUUAACUUGAGUAAACUACGCUAUUUUUAUAUCGAUGAACUGGACGCUUAUUUUGUAAACAAUGUUGAACAUGAUCAAAAAGCAGCACAUCGACGCGUUGUCGAACAUUUCGAAAACAAAUUCCAAAUCCACGUGACACGCUUACGACUAACACGUUUUCGUCAUGCUGUCUCACUCUGGUCAGCAAUGAUGGUUGACGGACAACUAUCAUCACGUGAUUUCUCAUUAACACUGUGUGAUCGUACAUCCUAUCUUAAUGGCUAUCUUGAAUUAUUACGCAAGUUUUCAUUUCGUUCCACACACACGUUACCAGCUAUCGGUCUGGCCAUACUCGAAGCCGUUCCGAAUAAACAUAAUAAAUAUUUUCAUCGAUUAGCACAUAAAUUCUUCGACGAGAUACAAUCUCUGCUAGGCGAUGAUGGUGUUCUAUUUCUACCAACAUUUCCCGUCUCUGCACCGGUUCAUGCUUGGCCGGUGGUAUUGAACACUUUCGAUUACAUCUAUUGUGGAAUUAUCAAUGCAUUAGGAUUACCGUCGACGCAAUGUCCCUUAGGUUUAGAUCGACAACAUCUACCAUUGGGUAUCCAAUGCAUUGGUGGACGCGGUCGAGAUCAGUUACCACUGGCUGUUGCGCAAGAAAUUGAACAAGCUAUGGGUGGUUGGGUGCCACCAAGUCUCACAUCAUUAGUUUAG
Molecule: messenger RNA, 1614 nt
Organism: Adineta ricciae
Lineage: Eukaryota; Metazoa; Rotifera; Eurotatoria; Adinetida; Adinetidae
Source: the annotation of a GenBank genome assembly